This is a messenger RNA of Zophobas morio, 1244 nucleotides long. Its product is annotated as farnesol dehydrogenase-like. Lineage: Eukaryota; Metazoa; Arthropoda; Insecta; Coleoptera; Tenebrionidae. The coding region runs from base 101 to 847 and encodes 248 amino acids. The record is from RefSeq and is a predicted model, not a curated record. Gene Ontology annotation, molecular function: oxidoreductase activity. The transcript is spliced from 4 exons.
AAUGCAAGCAAAGUGUACAAAACCCAUACAUGUUAAUCCUCUAUUCGUAUGUAGUGCCAGAACUAGUACGUAAAACUAAUAAGAUCACAGUGUUGAAAAUAUGGACCGUUGGAGAGGAAAAGUAGCAAUUGUGACUGGAGCUAGUUCCGGUAUGGGCGCAGCACUGGCGAAGCUGCUAGUAGAAGAAGGUUUGACAGUUGUAGGUCUGGCCCGCCGCUCCGACCGCGUCGAAGAACUCGCAAAACAACUCAAAUGCAAAAAGGGAAAACUCUAUCCCCUUAAAACCGACAUCUCCAAAGAAGAAGACAUUCUGAAAGCUUUCCAGUGGACCCUCAAUAACUUAGGCCCCGUUCACAUACUAAUCAACAACGCCGGUAUCAUGUCUCAGACAACCCUAAUGGACGGCGACACGGAAAAGUGGAAGAGCAUUUUCGACACGAAUGUCCUCGGUUUGUGUAUUGCCACACGUGAAGCUGUGAAAAUUAUGAAAGCGAACGAAAUUGAUGGCCACAUCGUCCACAUUAAUAGUAUAGCUGGUCACACUGUGCCUGAUUUUCCAACCGUAAGCGUGUAUCCGGCGUCAAAAUAUGCCGUUACCGCCUUGACGGAAACUUUGCGGAAAGAACUGACUCGGGCAGGACUCAAAAUUAAAAUUACGAGUGUUAGUCCUGGUGUGGUGAACACUGAGUUUUACUAUUCUGGUGAAACGGCAACGACUCCUGAAGAGAUGAAUUUGGAGUUUUUAAAACCUGAAGAUGUUGCGAAUGCUGUGUUGUACGUGUUGUCAACACCACCUCAUGUUCAGGUGCAUGAGUUAACGAUUAAACCAAUUGGAGAGAUGUUUUAAGUGAAUAAAAAGAAAUUAGGGCGUGUGCAAGUUUUUUAUUAGAUAUACAUAUAUGGGAUUUAGAGGGGUCUUUAUAGGUUAUAUAACAUUUUAUUUUUGCUGACAUACACACUUUUUUUUAAUUUUAAAGAUAUAAGUUUAAUCGAGCAAUGCAUUUAUAACAUACAAACACUUUCAAUACAUACAUGCAUUGCAAAUUAGUUGCUUACUUGUAAUGUAACUGGAACCAAAUAUCAGCUUAUCAAAGCAAACAAGAAGUACAACUGAAAAUCAGUGAAUUUUAAGUCCAAAUUUAUAAAGUGUUGAUGAAUAAAGAUAGGUAAAUAAAUUAAUAACAAAAAAUUGGUCCAAAUAGUUUAGACAGUACUUCCCUCGCUGUCGGAAACGUGACGACUGC